AUGAAAAGCAAGUUCCCUUCCACCUUCUCCAUGUCGACCUCUUCGCUGACCCACACAAGAAACCUCCAUUUUUGGCUAAGAAUCCUUUUGUCAAUUCCAACCCCAGAGGAUGGUGAUCUACUCUUUGAAUCAAGAGCAAUCACAUCCGGACAAGUACAAGGAACCGGGCCCGAUAUGCUCCUCCACCGGCCGGACCGGACCCCGAAAGAAGCCGCCAUUGUCAAGCUCUGGCUCGAGGUCAAAUCCCACCGUUACAGCCGUGCAAUAAGUCCCAUCGUCCACCAGUUCUUCGCCGCCCACCUCCACGGCCGCGACCCGGACCAGCCCCUCAUCGACCAAAACCUCUGGCGCCUAGGCGCCGUGCUUGACGUCUACGAGCAGCGCCUAGGCGCCACCAACUACCUGGCCGGCCACUCUUACACUUUGGCCGAUCUCCAUCAUCUUCCUUACACGUUCCACUUCAGGAAGACGCCGUGGGCCGCCCUCGUUUACGGUCGGCCGCGCGUUAGGGUCUGGUGGGACGACAUAUCGUCUCGCGCCGCGUUUCUCAAGGUCGCCCACGACAUGACGACUUCUGCAAGAGAUUACGAAUGAUUGAUUGUAAUUUUUUUUUCUUCUUUGGGGUUCAAUUAUUAUUGUUAUUUUUUCAAUGGUUAAGUGUGUUUUUGUUGAUUUGAAAUUGUGAUGCUUAUGAUUAUUUUUUAGUGGGUUGGGUUUUCUUGACUUAUAAGACGGUGUUUGAUA
Molecule: messenger RNA, 744 nt
Organism: Momordica charantia (bitter melon)
Lineage: Eukaryota; Viridiplantae; Streptophyta; Magnoliopsida; Cucurbitales; Cucurbitaceae
Product: glutathione S-transferase F13-like
Biological process (GO): glutathione metabolic process
Cellular component (GO): cytoplasm
Molecular function (GO): glutathione transferase activity; glutathione binding
Source: RefSeq, a predicted model, not a curated record